Messenger RNA from Exaiptasia diaphana, 2300 nucleotides. Its product is annotated as substance-P receptor-like. The coding region runs from base 419 to 1576 and encodes 385 amino acids. Gene Ontology annotation, cellular component: membrane. Gene Ontology annotation, molecular function: G protein-coupled receptor activity. Gene Ontology annotation, biological process: G protein-coupled receptor signaling pathway. The transcript is spliced from 4 exons. The record is from RefSeq and is a predicted model, not a curated record. Lineage: Eukaryota; Metazoa; Cnidaria; Anthozoa; Actiniaria; Aiptasiidae.
UUCCAGUAGGAAUUCAAAAAGAACGUACUAUAGAGUAUAAUUGACAAAUAAAUAUGGCUGCCAUGAUGUCAUCAACUGAAAACCAGCGAUAAAAAAAGUCACGAAGAAACAGAAAGUCAGCAACUGACUCUAUAGCCUGGAAGCUAUAGAUAGGAACAGAUUUUAACAGUGGAUGGCAACCAAUGAGAAUCAAUACUCCUACGCCGGGUCUGAAUAAUAAGAGGGUAUUGCCCUUCCUUAUAAAGUUCAUGCCUUUUAAAGACCUGAUUUGCACCAAAACCCGAUCGCGCUGGAACAUAAAAUUCUUCUUUAUAGAAUACAGGUGACUAGUAUCGUCUAUAAAAACACAUUGAGAGCACAAGUCACUAAUUUGGAAUUAGUCGGCACAAGGCCAUUUCAGAACACAAAUCAUUUAAGAAUGAAUUCGACGACACAKCUAAGAGAUAUGGCCGAUAUGAACGCUACUACUAAAGGUUGCACAGCCGCCGAGACUGACUCUACACAAGUAAAAGCCAUUAAGACAGUWCUUUUGUCAUUGAUAAUGGUAUUUGCACUGGCUGGAAACAUCUUCAUCAUUGUUACAGUCAUCAAAAAGAAGGCGAUGAGGAAAACAACAAACUUUUUCAUCGCCAACAUGGCAGCCUCUGAUAUGUUYAUUGCAGCGGUCGUCAUUCCAAGAGUUCUAACGGAGCUUCACGUCGGGAACUGGCGCUGGCUUCUUGACGGUGUGUUAGGSUCCAUAUCCUGCAAGUUUUGCUUCUUCCUGACUGACUUCUCUAUCUGUAUCUCAAUCUUAAGUCAUGCUGUUAUUGCGUUUGAUCGUUUCUGGGCAAUUGUGUACUCGCUAAGACCUUCUCUAAUAACUCCAGCACGACGAAAAUACAUCAUCGCUGUGAUAUGGUUUUUUAGCUUCUGCCUUCACUCACCUACACUCUACGCUCGUCGACUAAAGCACAUAAAAGGACGAGCGGCUUGCUAUUKGAGUUGGGCACCACUUGACGACGCCUCCUCUCAGAAAAUAUACUUUGGUGUGAUAUUUGUAAAUGUGCUGUGCAUACCAAUUCUCUUGAUUACARUACUUUAUACUUGGCUUAUCGCGUCUUUGAUGUUCAAGAAAAGUCUCUSCGAGCAGCCUUUAGCUAUCCGCCAACGAAGACGCAAGGAAGACRUUAGAGUGUUUCGUAAGGUGAUCAUUCUCUUACUGGUGUUCCUGGCUUCUUUGACGCCAAUAACUGUGUUUGCUUUACUAGCUUUCUAUUCGUGGGACACGCACACUCCUUGCGACAAAUGGAACCAUGCUUUUAUUUUUCAUUUGAUUUUUCUUUCGAACUCCGCCAUCAAUCCCUGCCUGUGCAUAUUUUUAAGUGAAAGUUACAGAAGUUGCUUCAAAACUGUUUUGCGUGGUGUGUCCAGAAGACUAACGUCGUUCAGAUUGACGCAGCACUCAACAGUGCAACAAGAGGAUGUUGAGCCCACGGGGGAAACAUGUCAGGAGUCAGCCGUCCAUAAAGAGUCCACACUUGCCAUUACGCAAGAAGAAAAUCAACGACUUCAUGAAGAUGAAGAUUUAUUUUAAAAAGUAGACUUUAAAACCGAAAUGAAAUUCAGGAAUUCUUAACGGAAAUGUUCGCAAAAACGCACUGGGUGGUCCGCGCUCCGCUGGUUGGUCMGCUUAAAAAAAUACUGCUAACUUUUUUGCUACAUCGUACAAUCUGAAACUUCAUUUGAGGAACUAUUUUCUUUUUGGAAUUUGUUUAUGUAUGUCUGCUAGUGAUUUAGAGUAGGGUUGGGUCACGUACAAAUCGUCCUUUACAACCAUCGGCUUCCCAACUAUUGCUUGAGAGAGAAAAGAACGAGCCGCGCACAAUUUUAUUUAUCUACGCGCGCUCUUAGAGAAGUGCGAGUUAAAUGUGGUAUUACGUCAUGCAUGAUUUCUUGGGAUCAACGACAUAGGCCGCCCAACUAUCACAUUAGAGACAAAAAAGAUCGACUGCGUACGCUUUUAUCCGCUUUUAUUAUGUAUAUGUAUCGGCGCGUGCUCUUAGCAAAAAUGCGGAUUACCUGUGGUGUUACGUCACGAUCCCGCGCCUCGCGAGUACUUUUUUGUCUCUAAUGUGAUAGUUGGGCGGCCUAUGUUAACGACAAACUAGUUUUUGAUCCCGCGAGGCAAGGGACAGGUAAUCCGCAUUUUCCUAAGAGCGCGCGCCCCAUUCAAUGUACUUAGCUCUAAAUUAGAAACACCGAUUUAUGUAAAAUAGACUAAACAAGUUWAAAAGAGACUAAAUGUUAUGAAAAACUUA